This is a messenger RNA of Pungitius pungitius (ninespine stickleback), 4147 nucleotides long. It is a transcript of the gene tgfb2, whose product is annotated as transforming growth factor, beta 2. The record is from RefSeq and is a predicted model, not a curated record. The transcript has 7 exons. The coding region runs from base 604 to 1833 and encodes 409 amino acids. Gene Ontology annotation, cellular component: extracellular region. NCBI's taxonomy places the organism in Eukaryota, Metazoa, Chordata, Actinopteri, Perciformes, Gasterosteidae. Gene Ontology annotation, molecular function: cytokine activity; transforming growth factor beta receptor binding; growth factor activity. Gene Ontology annotation, biological process: regulation of cell population proliferation; transforming growth factor beta receptor signaling pathway.
ACUAACCGUCCGGUAACUUUUAUUUAGAGCCGCCUCUUUUUCCCAAAGACCACAGCGCAGAGGGGGCACGUGGAACUCUCGUCCCCAAUUAGUCUCAAAGUGGCCGCUGCUGUACCCCAAAUAGAUGCUGUCCCGCAACUAGAUGGGUUGAGGGAGACGCUAUGCGGUCACACCGAAGCCAAACUCCGAGCUGUUUGUGAGCUACUUGUGAAGGACGCCUCUCGUGACAUCACGGCUCUGUGGAUUACGGAGUUCAUCGUGUCAGGAAAACUUUGAAAAGUUCCCACGUUACAUCCCCAUUGAACUUCGCGUUCGGAUAAUUAUUGUGUGGCGAGUAAAGGCGAUGGCGGUGUCUCCAGCUUCCUUUUUUCCAUGCAACCCCCCCGCUGCCGCCUGAUGGCCGCCCGUGCCGCUCCCCCGAGACCUCUGGUUUUAGUCCCAGCUUCUCCCUCCGUCCACACUGCUGAGUGCCUCGCGUUACUGGACCAGACGCUUUACGUUAUGUACAUUAUUGCGGGCUCAGACGCGUGUUUACCUGGCGUACUUUGAAGCGCUUGGUGAAUAUCUUCCUCGGUCGUCUUUGUGUGUUCGCUACUAGAGAAGAUGAACCUGUGUGUGGUUGGUUUGCUCCUCACCCUGGAUCUAGUUGCCGUGGCGCUCAGCCUGUCCACGUGCAGCACGCUGGACAUGGAGCACUUUAAGAAGAAGCGCAUCGAGGCCAUCCGAGGGCAGAUUCUGAGCAAGCUGAAGCUCACCAGUCCCCCGCAGGACUUCCCCGACCCCGAGGAGGUGUCCCGGGACAUCGUCGCCAUUUACAAUAGCACGCGCGACCUGCUGCAGGAGAAGGCGAACGAGCGCGCGGCGACUUGCGAGCGGCAGCGCAGCGAGGAGGAGUACUACGCCAAGGAGGUGCACAAAGUGGACAUGCAGCCCUUCUUCCCGGCAGAAAAUGUCAUUUCUGCUACACACUUCAACCCAUACUUCAGGCGGUUGACGUUUGAUGUGUCCUCCUUGGAAAAAAACGCUUCCAACCUGGUGAAAGCUGAACUUCGGAUCUUCCGUCUUCAGAACCAUGGGGCCCGAGUUUCUGAGCAGCGCAUAGAACUCUACCAGAUCUUAGGAUACAGAGACCUGACAUCGCCAACACAGCGAUAUAUAGACAGCAAGGUGGUACGAACCCAGACUGAGGGCGAGUGGCUCUCCUUUGAUGUGACAGAGGCAGUGAAUGAAUGGCUAAACCACAGAGACAGAAACAGUGGAUUCAAGAUCAGCCUACAUUGCCCGUGCUGCACGUUUGUACCAUCAAAUAACUACAUCAUUCCCAACAAGAGUGAGGAGCUGGAGGCACGGUUUGCAGGUAUUGAUGACAGCUACAGUCACGGCAUUGACCUUAAGCGCCGACAAAGCACUCGGGCUCCACAUCUUCUCCUCAUGCUGCUUCCUUCAUACCGGGUGGAGUCCCAGUCCCAGCCCACGACCCAUCGAUCCAAGAGAGCCCUCGACGCCGCCUACUGCUCAAGAAACGUUCAGGACAACUGCUGCCUACGGUCACUCUACAUCGAUUUUAAGAAAGACCUUGGCUGGAGGUGGAUCCACGAACCAAAGGGCUACGAGGCCAACUUCUGUGCCGGAGCCUGUCCCUAUCUGUGGAGCGCAGACACCCAGCACGCCAGGGUGUUAGGCCUGUACAACACCAUCAACCCUGAAGCAUCAGCAUCACCCUGCUGCGUUUCCCAGGACCUGGAGCCUCUCACCAUCCUCUACUACAUCGGCAAGACCCCCAAAAUAGAGCAGCUCUCCAGCAUGAAGGUCAAGUCCUGCAAGUGCAGCUAGACUCUUAAAGCCAGCACAAACACUAUCUUCCUCCCUCACACACACACACACACACAGUGAAACUACUUUGUCUUACAUGCACUGUGUGCAAGCACAACAUACAGUGACAAUGUGGUCAUACAGGGAACUUGAUGGAGUGCGGAGUACAGAAAGGACAGUGUUGCAUUACAGUAACUGGUUGGUUGACACACUGCCUCAUAUGUGUGCAAAGAUUUGCAUAAUGUAGUUGGUUCUUAAUGUUUGGCUUUCAAACAGCGUCUGUACCUAUUAAGCCUUCUUCUCUCAGUAAAGUGCCUGCUCAGUGUUAAUGAUAGUCUUCUUAUGUGGCCAUGCACCCAAACUUAACGGCUGGAAAACGCCCACAUUCGCAAUUAUGUACAGCAGAAAACCAUGAAAUAAUGUAGAGACUUAGAGAUGUCUCUAAGCGAAACUGUUCCAUGUUUGACUCGUAGAUACACCAGAUUAAAAACAUUUUAAGCAGUGGUAUCAAACUAAUUCCUACUUCAAUAUUGCAUUGCACAGACCACAUGUUUGCACACACACACACACACACACACUACAUUCUAAAUGCCAACAUGCAUCACUCUCCACAGUUAUCAAACGAGACACAAGAGUAAGGCAAACACUGGAAUUAUAAGGGGUAAUUGUCAAUGAAUAUAACCUGGCAACAAGCCACCUGAACCACAGUGAGACCACGUCCCUUUGUUGGAUACCAUUUUAUAUGAACUUAUGGUUAAAUCUAUUCCAUUUAAACAUUACAUGGGAAAUACUUGUUGCAGAAAAAAGCUCAUUUCAAAUAAAAGGUGGUCUACUGAAGUCAAUUAUCAAUCAGCUUAAUGUUUCCUUUGGUGCUCAGCUUCAGAGCUGCCAUGACAUGCUGUAGUCAUACAGAAACAUCCCACAAUGCAUUCUGGUUUUGGACAACACACCAGGGCAAACUUUACUGUUGGUAUGGCAGAGAACUCGGUGUGUGGCCCCAACUGAAAGGGCCCCAAGCAGUGAUAAUAAGGCAUAAUAUAUUGUGACGUUAAUAUAUAUGUAGUAGUAUUCUAACUCUGUGUACCUGAAAUAACCCCAAAGCGCUCAGAUGUACACAACUAACUGCGUACUUCUAAGGGACCCAUUGCAGUACUCCAUUUAGAGGACAGGGUAGAGUUAGAAGUGAGAGGUCCACUUUGAAGUGACGUUAAGUAAAUUUGAAUUCAUAUUUUUCAAUAUUGAAAGGGACCUGCAUACAAAUUGUCCCACAUUCAACUAUAAUACUAGAAAUGUGUGUCUGUAUGUAGGUCCAUUGUAUAUCUUAGUGGUUAGUCUAAAUAAAAGGUCUGACUUGUUGACUUAUAAAUAGAAAUUUAUCCUUGGACAUAGUUUGGUGAAUGGGAAAGAAUUGAAGGAUUCCGCUAUAGAUGACAUUGCCUUACAGAUGAUUGAUCAUUAGCUUCUUUUCUUUUUAAAGAUGGGUGCUUUUACCUUGUAUGAAGUUUACACUCUGACCUGCUUUACUAUUGUAGGGUGCACACAGUUUUCCUGUGCAAUGAGGGAAUAUUGGGGAUGUUUCAGGUUUGCACACUUUCCAUUUGAUGUCCCAAAAAGCUGUUACAAUAUCUUGGAAACAAACCAACACUUUAUCUAACCUGUCUCUUCGUCCCUGGACAAAAAAUAAAAAAAUAAAGUUUUGAUUAAUUAAAAACUCACAUGUUGAAAGCAAGCCCCCUGAUCCCACUGUAUGCCCAGUACAGUGUUCUGUGAGACCUGUGGGACCAGUACACCUGUCUCCUGGUUAUGUCCUCUGUUACAUUACAGAGGGAAUAUUUCAACUUUCCCCACAUGCACUGUUCAUGCUCACAUUCAAACGUGUUGUCAAAUGAAUGUGAUCUGCAUGUCUUUUGAUUGUGGUGGAAAACAGAUGGUUACUCGAGGGAGCCACUGGGAACAAAAGGAUAAUGUAAUGAAUCAGGAUUAUCCCCUUUAUCCUACAAACACACAUGGUUUUGCACAAUUAGAGGCUCUAUAUAGAUAUAGAUAUCCCACACUUGACAAAACUGUCAUUCUUAAAACAAAGUGGUUUUAAUGGUACUAUUCCAAAUGCCGUAGUUUUGUGUUAUCCAAUGAGGAGUGCCAAUAUAGGUCACCUGACCCCGAUUAUUGCCAGUGGACUUGCUGAGUAGCAGCAAAAAAGAGAGCAAAGCAUCACCUUUGUCACAUUAGAGUUGUUAUUUUUUAUGUGUAAUUGUUGUUUUGAUGAUGAUGUUAUUGUGACCCACUCUGCUAUCGUUGUUGUGGUGGUGAAUAAAUUAUUUAAGUUUCAAGGGAA